AUGUCACAAGAUUAUAGAGGAGAUCUGAAGUGGCGCUCAGGACUGAUUGUCAGCAAGACAGGUCCACUGACGUACGAGGUGCAGGUGGCACCAGGGAUUAUUUGGCGUCGACAUAUCGACCAGUUGAAGCCAACGGCAGUUGAGCACACAGUUGAGGUCACUGACACCGACACUGUUGAGGUCAGCCAACCCGAAGUGGCCAGCACACCACCAGCGCCAAUCCAACUGAGUGCUCCACCCAAUCUGGCUGGUACAGUUCCAGAGAUUCCCGUAGCAGAUCAACCAGAGAUGGUUCCUCUUCCCAGACCAAUAGUUUCCGACCCUUCUGAAGCGACUCCGGUCAGUCCUACCGUCCGUGAGCGGCGGUACCCUCAGAGAGUGCGCAGGGCACCACAGAGACUCGACCUCUGA
Molecule: messenger RNA, 411 nt
Organism: Porites lobata
Lineage: Eukaryota; Metazoa; Cnidaria; Anthozoa; Scleractinia; Poritidae
Source: the annotation of a GenBank genome assembly